Papaver somniferum (opium poppy) is the source of this 519-nucleotide messenger RNA. RefSeq lists its product as uncharacterized. The record is from RefSeq and is a predicted model, not a curated record. Lineage: Eukaryota; Viridiplantae; Streptophyta; Magnoliopsida; Ranunculales; Papaveraceae. The transcript has a single exon. The coding region runs from base 1 to 519 and encodes 172 amino acids.
AUGUCAAAUACUUCUGAUAUCACAGCAAUUCAUAUUCAUCAAUUAGCUAAUUUGAUACACCUCAAGCUCAGAGAUGACAACUUCAUCACCUGGAAAUCUCUGUUGAUGCCGGUAAUUCGUAAGUUUCAAAUUCUUUCUUUUCUUGAUGGAUCUCAUGUUUAUCCAUCUCAAUUCACUGGUCGUGGUACAAAUCAACUUGAAAAUCCUCUGUAUGUUGCUUGGUGUGAUAAAGAUCAAACUAUAAUUUUGUGGAUUCAAUCAACAGUUGCGGAAGCUGUGAUUCCAUACUUUGCUGGUGCUACCUCUUCACAUGAACUCUGGCGUAAUAUUGAGUCCAGAUUUGCAAGAACCUCAACAACUCAUACAAUUCAGUUACGAACUCAUCUUCAAGGUAUUAAACAAGGAUCAAAAUCUGUUUCUGUAUACUUGGACGAAAUCAAGAAAAUCUCCAAUGAGUUAGCUGCUACUGGGUCUAAAAUUUCAUAUGAUGAACUUUUUGUUGUCAUCUUAGGAGGUUGA